This is a messenger RNA of Hyphopichia burtonii NRRL Y-1933, 1100 nucleotides long. It is a transcript of the gene DIM1, whose product is annotated as putative dimethyladenosine transferase. Gene Ontology annotation, cellular component: mitochondrial matrix. The record is from RefSeq and is a predicted model, not a curated record. Gene Ontology annotation, molecular function: rRNA (adenine-N6,N6-)-dimethyltransferase activity. The transcript has a single exon. Lineage: Eukaryota; Fungi; Ascomycota; Pichiomycetes; Serinales; Debaryomycetaceae. The coding region runs from base 52 to 1035 and encodes 327 amino acids. Gene Ontology annotation, biological process: rRNA methylation.
GAAGCUGGGAAGUUGUACGAUUGAAGUAAAUAUUCAUAUACGAUUUAGAGAAUGGCUAAAGCACCAAAGAAGAAGUUCAGUACUGCUCCUAAUCCUACUGGUGCAGGCACUGUGUCUGCCGAAAAGCAUUUGAACUCGGUCUUCAAGUUCAAUACUGAUUUGGGUCAACAUAUUUUGAAAAAUCCAUUAGUUGCACAAGGGAUUGUUGAUAAGGCCGCUAUUAAGCCAAGUGACACAGUUUUGGAAGUUGGUCCUGGUACUGGUAACUUGACUGUCAGAAUUUUGGAGCAGGCCAGAAGAGUGAUUGCUUCUGAAAUGGAUCCAAGAAUGGCAGCCGAAUUAACUAAAAGAGUUCAUGGUACUCCAAAUCAAAAAAAGUUGGAAAUUUUACUAGGAGAUUUCAUGAAGACUGAAUUGCCAUAUUUUGACGUUUGUAUUUCAAAUACUCCAUAUCAAAUUUCGUCUCCACUUGUUUUCAAAUUAUUGAAUCAACCAAGACCUCCUCGUGUUUCAAUUCUUAUGUUUCAAAGAGAGUUUGCUCUUAGAUUAUUAGCAAGGCCUGGUGACUCCUUAUAUUGUAGGUUAUCGGCAAAUGUUCAAAUGUGGGCAAACGUCACUCAUAUCAUGAAAGUUGGUAAAAAUAAUUUCCGUCCACCACCACAGGUUGAAUCUUCGGUGGUAAGAAUCGAAAUUAAACAACCAAGACCAAAUAUCGAUUUCAAUGAAUGGGAUGGUUUAUUAAGAAUAGUGUUUGUUAGGAAAAACAAAACCAUUGCUGCUGGUUUCAAAUCAAACAAUGUCAUUGAUAUCUUGGAAAAAAAUUAUAAAACUUAUUUAGCCACUACGAAUGCCAUGAACAAUGAUGACCUGAUGAUGGUUGAUGAUAAAUCUUCCAUGACUGAUGUCGUGAAACAAAAAAUCGAUUUCGUUCUUAAAGAAACUGGCUUCUCUGAUCAAAGAGCUGCUAAAUUGGAUCAAACUGAUUUUUUGAAAUUAUUAUACGCCUUUCAUCAAGUUGGUAUUCACUUUGCAUAAUUCAAUAUCUUCCAUCGUUUAUGAUUAUUUAUUUCUUUUUGAUGCUUUCUUCAAUAUGAAUUCAG